Beta vulgaris subsp. vulgaris (sugar beet) is the source of this 2881-nucleotide messenger RNA. Its product is annotated as probable receptor-like protein kinase At1g11050. Gene Ontology annotation, molecular function: protein kinase activity; ATP binding. Lineage: Eukaryota; Viridiplantae; Streptophyta; Magnoliopsida; Caryophyllales; Amaranthaceae. Bases 476 to 2386 code for a protein of 636 amino acids. The transcript has a single exon. The record is from RefSeq and is a predicted model, not a curated record. Gene Ontology annotation, biological process: protein phosphorylation.
AAUAUCUGAUAUCUAAGACGUCAGCUCAUCCCACCACCCCAACCAAAGUUUGGGAAAGUUUUUGACUGAAUUUGGAAACAAGUUCACGACUCUUCAAUCCUUAUACUCCAACUGCCACUCUUGACUUUGCCUUUCGCUCCAACUCGGCAACUCCUCUCCAUAAGUUAGCCCUUUUUUUUUUUGAAAUUCGAAGGAGCAAGGUAAAUUUUUUGAAUUAUUCGAAUUUUCAUGUUAUCACAAUUUGCAAUUUGGUUCAUGAAGAUAUUGUAAUUUGAAGUAUAAGCUUAUAAAGAAAGAAAAGUACUCCUAUAGAUUCUGAAUUUUUUUGUAUCUUAUAUGAUUCUUAUUUUGCUCACUUAUCUAUAUAAAUAAAGGGAUUCUAGCUGAAUGUUUUUGAAGAGAAGUGAACUGGGUUUUGAAAUUUAUGAUCUGAAAUUGAUAAUAGCCAAUUGGGUAGUUGGGAAUAGCUGCAGAAAUGAAUUGGGUACUGGUAAUUUUGUUUAUAGUUAGUUUUUCAUAUUUCUACUCAACUUUGGGUGCAUCAGAGUGUCCUAUGGAUCUAAAUUAUGUUCAAACACUCCCAUGGGACACUUCACAGUGCCAUGGAAAAACCCCAGUAGAUGAUCCAAGAACCAGUUGUUGCCAAACACUUUUGAGUUUGUUUGGCAUAGGUCUUGCCCAUAAUCUGAAGGAAACUUCCCUCUUUGGAAUUGAAGAUGUUAAUACUUCAAUAUCUUGUCUCUCUGAAUUCCAAACCAAGCUUAAUUCUCUGUCUCUUUUCCCAAAUUUGACGUCAAUAUGUUUCAGCCCUUCACAGUUUGUAAUUACUCCUGAUGUUUGUGCUGGCAUUGUUUCGACUCGAAACUGGAUUGAUAAACUUGGCACGAAUACUUCUUUAGACCAAGCUUGUCGACCUGACCUGUCUGAUCUAACUGCCUGUGACACCUGCUACACUGCUGGCACGAGAGUACAGGCACAGUUGAUUUCCAUUGAUGGGAACACUUCACAUGCCAGAGAUUGCUUUUAUUUCACCAUACUUUAUGCAGCUGGUAUGGUCAAUAAUUUUGGCCCACAGAGUGUUGGAACAACUUCAUGUAUGUUUCAACUUUCAUUAGUGUCAUCAACUAGGUCAAACCAUACGCGCCAUUCAAAGCUGCAUCUGGGUCUAAUAGGUGUUGGUAUAGUUGUGUUUGUAAUAAUAUCUCUGCUUGGUUUUUGCUUCUGGUAUUACAAGAAAUUUCAGAAGAAAAAGGAUAAUGAAGUAGAAUUGGAUACAGAACAAGGAAGUAGGCCUAAAAUGCGACCUAACACUGGUGCAAUAUGGUUUAAAAUUGAAGACCUUGAGAGGGCAACUAACAAAUUCUCGCCUAAGAAUUUUAUUGGUCGUGGUGGAUUCGGAAUGGUAUACAAGGGAACAUUAUCCGAUGGAACAGAAGUUGCAGUCAAAAAGAUUACUGAACCCAACUUUGAAAGGGAUUCUGAUUUUCGAAACGAGGUUGAGAUAAUCAGCAACUUGAGGCAUAGGAACUUGGUGCCCCUUAGAGGAUGUUGCAUGAUAGAUGAGGGUGAGAAUGAUGAUGAGUAUGGAGGAAAACAGAGAUACCUUGUAUAUGAAUACAUGCUGAAUGGAAAUCUUGAUGAACAUCUUUUUCAAAAUUCUGCAAACCGAAGUGGGGUACACAGCAUACCAUUAACAUGGCCCCAAAGGAAAUGCAUAAUAUUGGAUGUGGCAAGAGGGCUAGCUUAUCUUCAUUAUGGAGUAAAACCUGCAAUCUACCAUCGGGACAUCAAGGCCACCAACAUUCUCUUAGAUUCAGAUAUGAGAGCAAGGGUUGCUGAUUUUGGAUUGGCUAAACAAAUCAAGGAAGGCCAUUCUCAUCUCACUACGAGAGUGGCAGGCACUCAUGGUUAUUUGGCCCCUGAAUAUGCACUUUAUGGGCAGCUAACUGAGAAGAGUGAUGUCUACAGUUUCGGGGUAGUUGUUUUGGAGAUAAUGUGCGGGAGAAGGGCCCUUGAUCUGUCAGCUUUAGGGUCCUCCACCACUGUCUUAAUAACAGAUUGGGCGUGGUCUUUGGUUAAAGAAGGAAGACUGGAAGAGGUUGUGGAUGCUUUCUUGCUUAAAGAGGGGGAUAACUUGGAGCUGAACCCAAGGGGAAUAAUGGAACGGUUUGUUCGUGUCGGUAUCCUGUGUGCCCAUGUUAUGGUUGCAUUAAGGCCUACAAUCUCAGAUGCCCUCAAAAUGUUGGAAGGUGACAUUGAAGUUCCUCAGAUCUCAGACCGGCCCAUGCCUUUUGGGCAUCCAUCUUUCCAUAGAGACGGUAACCCUUUCAGUAUAUCACCAGUUUUGAGUGGGCUGAUUUUGAAUUCUGGCGAGAUGCUUAGGUAAUUAAGGUUGAGUACGUGCUCCAAUUACUCUUUGCUGCAGAGUCAACUACUGGAGGAAGCUAUGUUGCCCAUGCUAGUAAUCUAGGUGCCGUUUACAGAAAAAUAAAGAUAUGAGAACAACCGAAAGUAUCUUGUGAAGACUUGGAUACACAUGUUUUGCUUCAGUAAAGAAAAGGAAUGCUCACUGCUGUGGUCUGUGUCAUAAAGUUAGCAGAUAAAGCCUCCAUGAUUUUAUGUAUUACAGAGGAAGAUGUAAAAUCAUUUUCUUGUGAAAUUUCCGGUAGCGAAUGAACCUUAUCCUCAUUGUUCUUUUGCUUUUAACACAGAAUGAAAAUUGAGUGUAAGGGAGUAUUUAUUCGCAUUAUUAGCUACCAGUUUCGUCAGAUAUCUGUCAAACACUGAGUGUUUGUUAGUGUACGAGACUUUUAACAGGUUAGGAUGUAGCUUCUGUUGUUGUGCAUCAAUUUAGCAUCAUGUACAUGCUGUUUUUUUCUCU